Hyposmocoma kahamanoa is the source of this 1627-nucleotide messenger RNA. RefSeq names its product gelsolin-like. Bases 1 to 1332 code for a protein of 443 amino acids. NCBI's taxonomy places the organism in Eukaryota, Metazoa, Arthropoda, Insecta, Lepidoptera, Cosmopterigidae. The record is from RefSeq and is a predicted model, not a curated record. The transcript has a single exon. Gene Ontology annotation, molecular function: actin filament binding.
AUGUUAAAAACAGUGGAUGCAUUGAGUAACAGUGGAAAAGAACCGGGCCUCGAAAUAUUCGUGAUCAGAGAGAUAAAGCCCCCAUGUAAAGGCAUUGCAGCAGUGAAAAUCGCAGCCGAACAAAAUUACGAAAUUGAAUAUGAAGCUAUCCGUAUACCUGGAGGACAAUAUGGUACGUUUUAUUCCGGAGAACUUUACCUUGUCAUCAAAACUACAGAUAAGAGGAUUCCGUCACCUCAAAUAGAGCUACAUGUAUGGUUUGGUAAGGAUUAUGCCGAAAUUCCUCCAAAAUGGAUUAACAAUUUCGAUAGACUACAUUUUGAUUGGGAUGCCAUAAUUCAUUUCGAAAUUCAAGACAACGAGUGUGAUAUUUUUGAAAAUUAUUUCAAAGAUUUGCAGCCCAUGAUCCGUUAUAUGGAUGGCAGAUAUCCUGAUGUUGCAAUUAGUGCAAUGUCACGUUUCUAUAAAGUAAUACGCAAUGAACGAGGAAACCAUCGAGUGAAGAACAUUCCUUUUAAUCUCUCGCUCAUGAAUCAGGAGGACUGCUUUAUUUUGGAUACAAGUUAUAACACACGAGCGUACAUUAGCAAUGGAGCGACAAAAUGCGAUCGCAAAAGAAUAAUUGCAGCAGCAAAAUUUAUUAGAGAAAAUGACCAUGACGGUGAAAUAAAAGAGGUCGACGUGGUUGAUCUUAUGACUUUACCUGAUAAUGGAAAUAGAGAGUCUUGCAAGCAAGCCUCAGAAUUUCUUAAGAAUACUUCCUUAGACGAUGACGAAGAUGAAGUCGUAACAAAUGAUGAACGUCCUGAAAACGUUGUGAUGCACUCUCUUACCAAAACUUCUAUUCUGCACAGAGAAAACCCUGCAGAGUAUCCACCAAGGUUCGCUUACACUCCGUCUGAAGAAAAAGAUGAACAGAAGAAAGUAGUAACAUUAAGUAGUAAAAUUAAAUUCAUAUUUCGUUAUGGACUCUUUUACUUGUUAGGAAAAAAACAAGUUCGACCUCAAACAAAAGAUAAUCCAAGGGAAGAAAAUUUUGUGAAAACAGCUAUGAAAAGGGUACUCUUGAGAGAAUAUUUAGAGACCAAAAGGUUAUACAUUUUGGAAGAGACAGUGAGACGUGGUGUUUAUAUUUGGGUUGGGAAGGAUUGUGAUAAAAAACUGCAGGAAGAAGUCACUAAUUGGGUCCAUUAUGAACUCAGGAAAGAACUUAAAGGAGACCAAAAGAAACCGUCACGUUGGUCACAUGCAAUUAAAUUUCCAGAAGGUAGAGAACCAAUGAAAUUUAGACAAUAUUUCAAAGACUGGAACUGUGAGCAAACUUCGUUAUAAAACGUUAGUUUUUAGUGAUGUAACAAAAAAUAUUGGACUCUUCUCCACUACGUGAUAAGGAAAACUCGCUUGUAAACAAUACAUUGUACUUAUUUUCCUUGUAUGAGGCCAUCCAUGUAACCGUUAUAACAUGAUCGAUAGAUAAAAUUUACAUUUAGGUGUUGGUUAUACAUGUAAAGCCAAAAGCAUAUCUUGCCUGACCUUUUGAAUUUUGAACUGUUCUUAUCGUAAGCGGUAUGGAGUUUAAAUCUGAACGGAUAUUUAAAUCUGAAGUGUCAAGCUUGACGUACUCUUA